CAAGAAAUCCCUUUUGGAUAGUUCACCACGAAACCCUGAAUUAUAUAAACAAAUUUUUGGCAGCGAUGAACACUAUGGCACGUGACUUUCAUUUCUAAGCAGCUUUUUUGGAACAAAAUCCUCUUCGGGGAGAAAAAUUGAAUGAAGCAACAGUUGCAACUUACAACUUACAACAAAAAAUGCUUUAACUUUUCCUGCUUUUUCUGCUCAUUUUGGUGCCUGAAUUCAGUUUCUAAGAACCACUUUCAACACCUCUCAUUUCAAUUUUGGGGGUUCUUGAUUCUGUUCAAAGAUUUGAUACAUUAGUUCAGAUUGAAAAGCCCACUUUUUUUAUCAUUUUUUUUCAAUAACCCAUAUCUUGUAAUCAAUUUAUAUAGAAUAUAAAUUUUGUAAAAAUGGAAUAAUCCAUAAAUUUAUGGGCUAAAGAGGAAAAAGAUGAUUAGAUGGUGGAUAUCAGCUCUGCAAUUGACAGAACUUUUUGUGAGUUCUUUGGUGCAUUUGGUAUAUGGGUUUUACAUAUUUAGUACAGCUGUGGCUGCCGAUUGGUUUUUCAAGCCUAAUUUGGAUAUUGGGUUGAAAAGGGACGAUUCAAAAAGUUCAAAUGGUGUGGAUGAUUUGCCUCCCAUUGUGUUGGUUCAUGGAAUAUUUGGUUUUGGUAAAGGAAGAUUGGGAAGUUUGUCGUAUUUCGCGGGUGCAGAAAAGAAAGAUGACAAAGUUCUUGUGCCCGAUUUGGGCUCCUUAACAAGUAUAUAUGACAGGGCCAGAGAAUUGUUCUAUUAUUUGAAAGGAGGGCAGGUUGAUUAUGGAGAAGAACACAGCAAAGCUUGUGGGCACUCCCAAUUUGGGAGGACUUAUAGAAAAGGGAAUUACCCUGGAUGGGAUGAAAAUCAUCCCAUUCACUUUGUUGGGCAUUCAGCUGGUGCACAGGUAGUUCGGGUUUUGCAGCAAAUGCUAGCUGAUAAGGCAUUUAAGGGGUUUGAAAAUACUUCUGAGAAUUGGGUGUUGAGCAUAACUUCAUUAUCUGGAGCAUUCAAUGGAACAACACGAACCUAUUUAGAUGGAAUGCAGCCUGAAGACGGGAGGUCCUUGACUCCCAUCAGUCUGCUGCAGCUGUGUCGGUUAGGAGUAAUAAUCUACGACUGGUUUGACAUUCCAUGGCUGAAGGCCUAUUAUAAUUUCGGAUUUGAUCACUUCAACAUGUCUAGGAAAAAAGUUGGCAUUCGGGGUCUUGUCUAUAAUCUCUUGAGGAACAAUGGUCCAUUUGCAACUGGAGAUUGGAUACUUCCUGAUCUGACAAUCACAGGUUCUAUCAGAUUGAACAGUCGUAUUUGUACAUUUCCAAAUACAUAUUACUUCAGCUAUGCCACCAAGCGUACACGAAAAAUCAUGGGUAUUACUGUUCCCUCCGGCAUUUGGGGGAUACACCCGUUGCUUUUCAUCAGAGUCCUGCAAAUGAGCCAAUGGCAACAUCCACCAGAUGUCACUCCACCCUACAAAGGAUACAGGGAUAAAGAUUGGUGGGACAAUGAUGGAGCCCUCAACACUAUAUCUAUGACACACCCUCGUUUCCCGGUCGAACAUCCAAGUCGUUAUGUUGUCAAAGAUUCCGAGUGCCAACCUUUGCAACCAGGCAUCUGGUAUUACAAGAUUGUUGAAGGUGAUCACAUUCUUUUCAUUAUAAACCGGGAAAGGGCAGGAGUUCAAUUCGACCUGAUGUACGACAGCAUUUUCGAGCGCUGUAGGAAGCAUGCAUUUAGAAAGACUCCAACAUUACCAAAUCAAGUGAACCAAUAGUCUGUAACUAUUGUAUCCCAAUUUGAAUUUAAAUGUAAACACAUUGUAGGUUGAAUUUUCAACAAUGCCAUAUUUGUUCUAAAUACAUUAAUUCAAAGGAA
Olea europaea var. sylvestris is the source of this 1895-nucleotide messenger RNA. RefSeq names its product lipase-like. Bases 436 to 1794 code for a protein of 452 amino acids. The transcript has 8 exons. Lineage: Eukaryota; Viridiplantae; Streptophyta; Magnoliopsida; Lamiales; Oleaceae. The record is from RefSeq and is a predicted model, not a curated record.